Triplophysa dalaica is the source of this 1933-nucleotide messenger RNA. RefSeq lists its product as uncharacterized. The transcript has a single exon. The record is from RefSeq and is a predicted model, not a curated record. NCBI's taxonomy places the organism in Eukaryota, Metazoa, Chordata, Actinopteri, Cypriniformes, Nemacheilidae. Bases 21 to 1064 code for a protein of 347 amino acids.
UUUUCCUUGAUCUCUGCGCAAUGGCGGAGGUCAGACUGCGGUGCGGGAGACAAGCUUACAAGUUUAUAAAACCCUCGUAUUUAUCGCUUUUGGAUAAAGUGGGUAAACCGGUCUUAAAGGCAGGUUAUGUUGCAGCAUUAAAUCAUUCACCGCAGUUUUGUGCAGCUCAUAAUAAUCGCGUUGCGCGCGAUCAAGGAUCGGGUUUGAAGACACCCCAAGAGAAAUCAUCUGACAUCUUUAAAUCGCCAUUGGACUUCCUUAGCGAUACUAUUUAUGGAAAUACGUGGAGUGACUGCAUUAAAUUGGGGAUUAAAGCAGAUGCCAUAACUCCAGUUCUCGUGUUCUCGCGUUUAAAAACACACGUAAGGCGUCCUCUCCUGCGUGGCAGUGCUGGCUAUCCCUUUACAAGGAGAUCCAUCCAUGCACAGACACACUAUGGACUUCCACGUGCUCGUUUAGGGCACUUCACGUCUUUCUCAAGGGCUUAUAGUAGAACACAGAAUAAUGACAGCACAGGACCGCUGCACAAAUCGAAGACUGCCUACUAUGACAUUCUCGAGGUGUCUCCGACAGCCACUCACACGCAAAUCAAGACUGCUUACUAUAAACAGUCCUUCAUAUAUCACCCGGACAGAAACGCAGGGAGCGGGGAAGCCACGUUUCACUUCUCUCAGAUCAGCGAGGCGUACAACGUGCUCGGUAAUAAAGCGUUGAGAAGGAAAUACGACCGUGGGAUUCUGAGUGUAGCUGACCUCACAGGCUCCAGCAGACCCACCGAAAGUGAGAGAACAGCGUCAUCGUCUGGUCAAACGACCCAAGGCCGACGCUCUUCAUCGGUCGCGGUCGACCAGGACAAGAUCUUUGACUUUGACGCUUUCAUCAGAGCGCACUAUGGAGAACAACUGCAGAGAGAGAAGGAGCUGCGCCAACGCAGGGAGGAGAUCCUUAGGAAGCAGAAGGCGAAGUAUGAUGAUGUGGAACUGGGCAGAAUGAAGGAGUUUGCUGUAGGGAUGCUUCUGGUGAUGGCCAUGGCAAUCGUGUUUACUAUGAGGUCUAGCAAUUGAUUAAUGCGAAUGGAUGCUUGAGGUGGAUCUGUCACCUCAUUUUGUCAAUUGAAUGUGCAAACACACUAUUUUAUGGGAUGGACUUGAUCAUAUCAUUAUUAAAACCGAGCUUUGCAAGAUCAUCAUGGUAACCAUAGUUUCUGCCCAAAUAUCAUUACUACUGCUGUAUGACUAUGAGAUCAUACCAACUAAUCUAUCUUUGUAGGCCGUUAUUUAUUUUCAGUAAGUAAUUUUGUUGCGAAUACUUGUUUCCCUUCGAUUAACUGGUAUUUAGGUGAAAAAAGGGAAUAAUUUAAUUUAAGGAGGCAAAUGAAUAGACACAUUUGGUUGUUUAAUGACUGCAUUUGUAAGUGUGGGCCUUGCCUCAGUGGUUAAAUGCUUGUAUUCAUAGGAAUGAUUUAUGUUCUUCAGAAAAUGAGGUUAUGGCUGGUGAGCACAGAUGGCAGUAUUUUGCACAUGGCAUCUGGGUAAAGACUCGCAAAGUUCUGGUGUUUAUUUGACUGGACAGUUCUGUCAAUCUAAACUUGUUAGGCUUUGGUAAAACUGACAUAUUGUGUACAAAAUAGACAUCAAUCACUUUACAAUUAAGGUUUAAUGUAUUACUUUGAUGAAUGAAGGAAAGAGGUGGUUGGGUAAUGGUUCAGUAAUAGGCUGCUAAAACAAAUGUUAAUCAUAAUUAAAAAAUAUAUAAUUUAGGGUUGAAUCCCAAAUUAUAGCCUAUGACUGUAAAUGGAGAAUUGAUGGGAGUACAACAAUGCCUCAUCAGUACAGACCUUGUAAAGAAACUGUGCCUUCCGAUUGUUUAAAUACAUAGAUGAAUAUGUAUUCUAUGGAUGUAAAAAUACAAUUAUAAAAAAGAUAGUAUCUUU